This is a messenger RNA of Phyllopteryx taeniolatus (common seadragon), 6125 nucleotides long. RefSeq names its product GRIP and coiled-coil domain-containing protein 2. Lineage: Eukaryota; Metazoa; Chordata; Actinopteri; Syngnathiformes; Syngnathidae. The record is from RefSeq and is a predicted model, not a curated record. The coding region runs from base 243 to 5186 and encodes 1647 amino acids. The transcript has 24 exons. Gene Ontology annotation, biological process: late endosome to Golgi transport. Gene Ontology annotation, cellular component: Golgi apparatus.
CCUGCUGAGGGGUGUGAAGAAGGACGUGCUGACGUCACUCGUCGACGACAGCGGAAGUAAUCGGAUAACAACCAUGGAGCGUCACUCAAAGCCAAAAACAGUGACAUUUGUGUCCAAUGAACUCUUAACAUUAGUCGGACAUUAUUGAAUAUACCUCGUUUACUGUGUCCGGUCAGCUUUCCUGGGAUCACGUCGUGGCUGUGAGGUGAAUUAGAGGAUAUCAAACUAUUCAUAGACUGAAAAUGGAGGACCCUGGUGCCACAGUAGCUGAAUUUGUGGCUUCACCACCACACAGUGCACCCAAAUCAAAGCUGGACACAUUGUCCAAAGAUGAUCUGAUUAAAUUUACCAAAAAGCAGGUGGCUGCUUUCCAAAAGAUGAAGAGCAGAUGUGCAGAUUUAGAGAAAGAAUUUGAAGCUUUCAAAGAACAUUCCAAAAACAUGAUCAGCAUUUCAGAUGACUCCACAUUAAUACAGGAGCUGACUGAGCGGAUGGAUGCAUUGUUAUUGGAAAAGGCAGAAACCCAGCAAAGCCUUGCAUUGUCUCGUAAAGAAUUGGAGCGGACGAAGCAGCUUGCCAAGGAUGAUGUCACAGAACUUGGACGUGUGAUUGAAGACCACAAAAGGACAAUUGACAUUCUAAAGACCAGCAUUGAUAAAACCAACAGUGAGCACCAAGAGGAAGUGGAAUAUUUUCAGAAAUUACUGAAAGAGCGAGAAGACAGUGAUAGGGAGUUAGACAGUGAAAGAGAGAAACAGAACCUUACUGAGGAAGCCAGUGGGAAAUAUCACCCAGAAGAUGACAAGUGCUCCCUGGAAGUUAAGCUUAAAACUCUACAAGUUGAACUGGAAGCAAUCCAAGAGAGGAACUCCAAGGAGAUCGCUGAGCUGCAAGAGAGUCACCAGAAUGAGCUGACUGAAGCCCAACAGGAGGUCGAGAACCUGAAAGAGGAGAUGAGUCAGAGGAGUAUGCAGCACGAGGAGGAGCUGAGGGCUUUGGAGGAGGACUGUGAGAUUGAAAGGGAGCGUCUUCUGUUGCUCCAGGAAGAGCUGACUGAGCAGCUGGCCCUCAAAGAUAGCUACCUCCAGGAUGUCCAAGAAGAAGAUGAAGAACCUGGUCGCAGUUCAGGGAUCGCCAAGAUGCUGGCACUUUCUGCGUGCAGUCAGGCUGAAUUGAGCCAUGUUGAUGGUGAGCUGACAGAGGGUGGAAAACUGAAAGCGGCCCUGGAAGACCUUCACGCUCAGAACACAAUGUUACAAGAUGAGCUCACACUGCUCAGUAAUGUGAAGAGUGAGCUAGAGGCAGAGCUGGAGAGAGUCAAGGAUGAGUUCCAGAUGGAGAGAGAGGAGAUGGACUUCAAAAUCAAUGAGCUGCAGAUGACUCGGGAGAGUGACCUUACAACAGCAACCCUAAAAGUUAUGAAUGUUGACUCUCAGACAAAUGUGUCGGGUGAAUCCAAAGAUUCAGUCCAAGCCCAAAACACAUUGGAACAAGAUGAGCAAGAGAAGCUCAGGUCCCAGUGUGAGGCCUUGAUCCGAGAGAGGGACUCUGCUCGUGCUGACCUCUACAACAUGAAGGACAUACUGCAAAAAUUGGAAACAGAACUGGGUCAGAAGGCCAACGAUUUCGUUAUCCAGUACACAGCCAUGAAGGAACAAGGGGCAAACACUGUACAGAACCUCCAAUACAAGACAGAGCAACUCAGCCAAGAGAAAGAAGAAUUGUCAGCCAAAGUCAGAGAGGUUACAGAGGAGAGAAACAUUCUGAUGGAGACUGUGCAAGACCUAAUGCUCAAGCUUGAGAGUUAUUCUGCUGAUGAGCAGAAACUCCAGUCCUCUGCAGAGAAACAAACAGCCUUAGUACAGGAGCUCAAUCAGUCUGUGAAAGAGCUAAGCAAGCACAAUGAAGAGAUCCUCUCCCAACUGCAGAUAAAAGAGAACCUAACUGAAGAAUUAAAUGAGAUGGUGAAUAUACUGACUGAGGAGCGGCACAGCACACAAUCCCUGCUUCAACUUCGAGAGGCGGAAAUGCAGGAGCUUAAAAGUGAAAAUGCCAAGGAAAUUGAGACCCUGCAAGAGGGGAAGCAGGCAGCACAACUACUGAAAGAAGAGACUGAAAAGGAGUUGAGAGUGUUGAAAAUGGAGAUGAAGACUGAAAUGCAGGUUUUAAAGGAGGAAAGGGACAAGAUAGAAGCAAGACUGAAGGAGGAAGUGAGGAGAAUGCAGGAGGCUGUGUCCUCUUCAGAGAUGACUCUUAAAGACAUCUCCUCAGAAAAUGCUUGUCUCCGUGAAAAACUGGAAGGGACUUUAACUACACUUUCCCAAACCCAGAAAGAGCAAGAACUUUUAGCCUCCAAGUUGGCCACCGUAGAGGCUCAAUUGGAGCAACAAUCAUUCCAAAAAAGUGAUCUUGAAGCCAAGGUGAAUUCUCUGACAGAAGAAGCAGAGCCUUCUCAAAAUAGUGGGAGAGAACUUGAGGCUCAGUCUGAAGAACUAAAAAACACAAAGGAAGAAAUGGUAGAACUCCAAAUACGCUUAGAAGAGCUUGAAAAAGAGAGAAACAUGUUGAGGAGCAGACUUGAAGAGAUUCAAGUACAAAGAAGGUCUGAAGCGAUGCCACACGAGCUUCAGGCUCUGGAGCAGGAGAAGGAAAUGCUGAGAGAAAACCUGGAGGAAACACUGAGGGAUACUGGAGGGCUGCUGAAAGACCUGCAAGAUAUGAAGUCACUCAAUGAGAAACUGUGUGCUGAGAAUCAGAUGCUACAGGGCCAAAUACAGCUGAUGGCCCGAGAGAAGGAAGAAAAGGUACAGGCUGACAUUGACGUUUUAGAGAGAGAACGUACCGAAUUCAAAGAACAGCUGAUGGACAAGGACUCAGUCCUAUCUCAGUUAAGGGCUGAUAUUACAUCUCUGCAGGAUUCUGCUGCCAAGUCUGCCCCUGAAGAAUAUAAAGCCAUGGAAAUUACACAGAAAAUAGGUGAAUUGGAGAAGGAUAACAAAGAGAAGGAUGAGAUGAUAAACAAAAUCAAGGCAGUGGCUGUCAAAGCAAAGAAGGAGCUGGACACCAGUAAAAAAGAGGUUGCAACCCUCAAGGAGGAAAUAACAAUUCUCAAAGCAGACCGAGAGAAAAUGAACAUCUCAAUGAAGGAUAUCAUCCAUGGUGCCGAAGGCUACAAGAACCUGCAGAUCGAUUAUGACAAGCAAACGGAGCAACUGGAUAAAGAGAGAGAGAAGGUGGAGGCAGCAGAAAGACAGAUCACUGAUCUGACCAAACACCUCAGCAGUGCUGUCACACAGGUCGAGUUGCUCAACAGUGAGAAGGAGGACCUCCUGGCUGCCUUGGAGACCUCCAGAAGCAUGGUGAAGCAGAUAGAAGCGCAGAUCCAUGAGCUGAAAAAGCAGUCAACUAGUCUAGCUAGAGAUCUAGUCGCAGAGAAGGCAAUGAAAGAACAAAAGAUCAAGGAGCUGUCACGGGCCACGAAGGAUGCGGAUGAGCUGAAAGCCCAGCUCGGCAAGCAGCAGAAGCAGUUGCAGCAAACUGCCCAAGAGCUGGAGCAGCUACGAAAGGAGGCGCAGCAGAACUCUCUGCUAGACAUGGAGAUGGCCGACUAUGAACGUCUGGUGAAGGAACUCAAUGCCAAACUUUCAGAAAAAGAUGAGUAUUCUGAGGCGUUAAAAGCUCAAAUAACCAGGCUGACCGAGAAGGAGGAAACACAUAAACAAGAAAUUGAAACUUUGAAAUCACAGUUGGACCAAGGGGAAGAGAAGAACUCCAAUAUUAAACAGUUGCUGGUGAACUCUAAGAAAGAGUUGUCUGAUGCCAAGAAGCAGGAAAACUCCCUUGCGCUGUUGCAGGCCUCAUUAAAAGGUGAACUGGAGGCCAACCAGCAGAAACUCGAAAGCUCCAAAAUCGAGGUGUGUGACCUAACCACUGAGCGCCAUCGUCUGCAGGACCAGCUCAGGUCUGCAUUAGAGCAACAACAAAGGACCAGUAGCUCUCUACAACAACGAAUUAAUAGCCUGCAGCAGGAGAGAGACAUUGCUAAGGCUGAACUUGUGGCAACUGCUGAGGAGUUUGAGAGUUAUAAGGUUCGAGUACACAAUGUGCUAAAGCAGCAAAAGAGCAAGUUCAAUGGGCAAAAUGAAAGCGACGCUGGCAAGCUAGAAAGAGAGCAGUUGUUGACUCAGGUGGACCAGCUGAGGUCCAGACUGGGAGAGAGCCAGCAGAGUCUCCAGAGCAGCACUGCAGAGCUGCAGCAGCUCCAGAUUGAACACGACACUCUGUUGGAGCGACACAACAAAAUUCUGCAGGAAAAUGUUAGCAAGGAAGCCGAGCUCCGAGAGAGACUGCUGUCGGUGCAGUCGGAGAACGUGGAUCUGCGGUCAGAGCUGGCUCAGGCUCAAGCUGACUCAUCUUCCCAGAUCGAGGCCCAGCGACAGACCCACAGGGAGCAGCUGAGGAAGCUGCAGGACGACCACCGUGCCACAGUUGAGACGCUGCAGGGUCAGCUGACUCGUGUUGAGGAGCAGUUCUUCAACCUGCAGAGUCAGAACAGUUCCGUGUUGGUCCAGUCCAGCAGGAAGUCUGUUGAUGCUCAGCGCAGAACUGCAGACCAGAAUCAGGCAGGGCUGGGACCAGUGGCCCUGAGUGACCUCCAAUCUAUGGCUAGGGAGGAGGGUGAGGGCAUGGAGACCACAGAGAAUGAAAGCACCUCCUCUGCAUCACUGCUCUCUCUGGAGCACCUUCUCAUGUCACCGGAUCCCAAGCAAGAGCCCUUCGUGUGGACUGUAGAACCCACCAAAGACGAGCUGAGUCAGAAGCUGAGCACAGCCACACGCAGUCUGGCGCACAUGAACAGCCUCCUGCAUGAAACUGAAGCUACCAAUGCUGUUCUCAUGGAACAGAUCAAUCUGUUGAAGAGUGAAGUACGUCGUUUGGAGCGUAACCAGGAGCGGGAGAAGAGUGUGGCCAACCUGGAGUAUCUGAAGAACGUUUUGCUGCAGUUCAUUUUCCUGCGGUCAGGCAGCGAGAGGCAGGCACUGCUUCCUGUCAUUCACACCAUGUUGCAGCUCAGCCCAGAUGAGAAAAGCAAGCUUGCUGCCAUUGCCCAAGGCGAGGAGGAGGCAUCAGGGACUCGUGGCUCAGGCUGGGGUUCUUAUCUCCACAGCUGGUCUGGGAUCAGAUAAACCAACAGCAGAGGUCUGGAAACAGGGAUAUAUGAUUUAAAGUCACAAUAACUUGAAGGGGCAAAAUAGAAGGGACAAAGGAAUGUAUAAUGAUAAACAUGUUAGAGAUCAUGAUAAUCAGUUAUUCAAGCUCUAGUUAUCCAAUUAACACUCAAAGGGUCAAUUCCUUCAUCUGUUUGUACUCUUUACUCCCAUUGGGAGUUGCUUUACUGUGCCAUGCUGUUGUACCUUUCCGAAAUGUAUUCCAAAUUUUAUAAAAUAUUUCCCCUAUUAAAUUGGAGUGUUUGUAAUGAGUAUACAGUUCUGUCACAUGUACGUUUUCAUCCACUUAACAUUUCAUUCAUUCCAUAUUCAUAUUUUCAAAAGCGUGCAUUAGGUGUAUUAGUGUUCUUAAUUAAGAUUCAGCAAAUGGAUUUGUGUCUUUACGUUAUUAAAUCAACCAGGAAUGACCUUGUUUUCUUAGACUUACCCUCCCAAUAUGGCUGACAAAAAAUAUUUUUGAUGAGUGAUUUUGACUGUGUUACGUAUGUCUUAAAUGCUAAAAAAAACAAUUGUGAUUCAUUGUUGGUUGUUCAAUAAUUUCGCCUCUUAUUUAUUUUGCUCUUGCACGUUUUUGUGUUAAUCUUCAUUUGCAACUUAAUCAACAUCAAAGUCUCCCCAAAAUGUGUUUAUUGGGAUCACUUAACUUUCUCAUCUCUGUGGCAGCUGAUUGUGAUUCCUUCCGCAUAAAUGAAUGUAAAUUGUUUUGAGGGUUUUUAUAAUUGAUAUGGUAAGCAUCAACAAAAUGUAGCCAUUUAGGGAAAGUAUAAGUAACGGUGUGUAUAGUAGUGAUGCAGUAUUGACAACGAGUCAACUUUGUGUAAUUCCGCUUUCCUCUAUGCUUGACUUGUAAAUUACAUAAAUUAUGUAAACUACAGUACAAUAAAUAUUCAACAUUGA